This is a messenger RNA of Lycium ferocissimum, 948 nucleotides long. RefSeq lists its product as uncharacterized. Gene Ontology annotation, molecular function: zinc ion binding; nucleic acid binding. Bases 1 to 948 code for a protein of 315 amino acids. NCBI's taxonomy places the organism in Eukaryota, Viridiplantae, Streptophyta, Magnoliopsida, Solanales, Solanaceae. The transcript has 2 exons. The record is from RefSeq and is a predicted model, not a curated record.
AUGAUUAUAGCAGGUUUCACUGGCCAAUUAAAAGGUUGGUGGGACAAUUAUCUUACCCAAGAGCAACGUGGAAAUAUUCUUAAUCUUUGUCAAAAGAGAACCAAGAGAAAACCAAGAAAUGGACGAUGGUCAGAUAAUAAUGAGACCAUUAGGACGUUACUCCAAAAUCUGAGAUGUAAAACUCUUACUUCAUUCAGAUGGUAUAAGGAUAUAUUCCUUUGUCGGAUCAUGGAAUUACCCGAAUGCAAUGAUAACCAUUGGAAGUCCAAAUUUAUAGAUGGAUUACCAGCCCUUUUUGCAGAAAGAGUAAGGAAAGCUCUUAGGAAAGGGGAAACAAGUAUAAAUUAUAGCAAUUGCACUUAUGGAAGCCUAAUAGGCACAUGUAUGCAGGAAGGUUUUGCUUUAUGUAAUGAGAUUAAGCUGAACCAGCAAAUUACGAAACAUGGUCUUACCGAAAGACAACAAUUAGAAGAAUUUUGUGGGCAAUUUGGAUUAGAAAUGCCACAAACAAAAAAGCCUCAUAGGCACAAAAAGAGAAAAGAUUUCCAAGCAUGGAAAGAAAAAUGCUUGAAAAAGAAAUCCAAGCGAAAGAAAGAUUUCAAGCAGAGGAAGGAUUUUAUUAAAUCCAAAAAUCCUAAGGCCUGUUAUAAGUGUGGUAGAGUUGGUCAUUUUAUUAAAGAUUGCAAAGUCAAGGAAAAUAUUAAGAACUUUGAUAUAGAUAAUGUCUUAAAGGAAUCAUUAUACAAGAUCUUGUUGAAUUCGGAACUGGAAAAUUCAGGUUUUGAGUCAGAUGAAACAAGGGAUUCUUCAUCAGAAGAAGAUAUUAGAGUCCUUGACAAUGAAAGUUAUAUUUCAACUAGUUCAGACGAUGAAUGUCUUCCUUGUCAAAUGGGACAACCCUGUACUAGUAAGGGACAAGAAGAUGAUGAGUUUUAUAAUCUCUUUUAA